Molecule: messenger RNA, 468 nt
Organism: Neoarthrinium moseri
Lineage: Eukaryota; Fungi; Ascomycota; Sordariomycetes; Amphisphaeriales; Apiosporaceae
Exons: 2
Coding region: 1-468 (155 amino acids)
Cellular component (GO): cytoplasm
Molecular function (GO): protein phosphatase inhibitor activity
Source: RefSeq, a predicted model, not a curated record
AUGAACCCUCACCAGAAGAACAAGAUCGAUGUCAAGUCCCUCAGCCCGGACGAGCAGCGCCUCUUCCGCCUGUACGGCAAGCUGCCCAGCAAGUCGGACCACUUCGCCAAGCACCUGAAGGACCGCAAGUACUUUGACAGCGGCGACUACGCCAUGUCCAAGGCCGGCAAGGGCGACAGCGUCGACACGGGCUCCGUCGGCUCCCAGCACCCGGUCCCCGAGAACAUCCCCCACCUGUCCUCCCCCAACGGCGCCUCGUCCACCUCGGGUCUCAACGGCGGCCACCACGGCAGCAUCUCGGCCGCCAGCGGCGUCGGCGUCGGCCCCGCCGGCUCCCCCGUCAAGGAGAGCAGCUUCCUCAACCGCGAGACGAGCGCCGACGACGCCGAGGAGAAGACGGAGAACAACGCCGCCCCCGCUGCGGACGGCCAGGCCGCCGAGGGCCAGGCCAUCCCCAUCCGCAGAUAA